CCCCGUGAAACUCCGAUGGCUGCCUUAGCCUGGGAGGUGGGGCCGGGAUGGGACCCCUCCUUGUCACCCGCGCUCCGGUGCUGCCCUCUCCCGAGUUCUCACGGGACACCGCAGAAGUAUGACCCCACCUUCAAAGGACCCAUUUACAACAGGGGCUGCACGGAUGUCAUCUGCUGUGUCUUCCUCUUCCUGGCCAUCGUGGGCUAUGUGGCUGUGGGCAUCAUAGCCUGGACCCACGGGGACCCUCGGAAGGUGAUCUACCCCACGGACAGCCGAGGCGAGUUCUGUGGGCAGAAGGGCACGAAAAAUGCCAACAAGCCCUUCCUGUUCUAUUUCAACAUCGUGAAGUGUGCCAGCCCCCUGGUCCUUCUGGAGUUCCAGUGUCCCACCCCCCAGAUCUGCGUGGAGAAGUGCCCCGACCGCUACCUCACCUUCCUGAAUGCCCGCACCUCCCGGGACUUCGAGUACUACAAGCAGUUCUGCGUGCCCGGCUUCCAGAACAACAAGGGCGUGGCUGAGGUGCUUCGAGAUGACGACUGCCCAGCUGUCCUCACGCCCAGCAAACCCUUGGCACGGCGCUGCUUCCCAGCCAUCCACGCCCACAAGGGCGUCCUCAUGGUGGGCAACGAGACGACCUACGAGGACGGGCACGGCGCUCGGAAAAACGUCACGGAGCUGGUGGAGGGUGCCAAGAAGGCCAACGGGGUCCUGGAGGCCCGGCAGCUGGCCAUGCGGAUAUUCGAAGACUACACUGUCUCCUGGUACUGGAUUGUCAUAGGCCUGGUCAUCGCCAUGGUGAUGAGCCUGCUGUUCAUCGUCCUGCUCCGCUUCCUGGCUGGCAUUAUGGUCUGGGUCAUGAUCGUCCUGGUGAUUCUGGUGCUGGGCUACGGGAUAUUUCACUGCUACAUGGAGUACGCCCGGCUGCGAGGGGAGGCCGGCUCUGACGUCUCCCUGGUGGACCUCGGCUUCCAGACCGACUUCCGGGUGUACCUGCAUUUGCGCCAGACCUGGAUGGCCUUCAUGAUCAUCCUGAGCAUCCUCGAGGUUGUCAUCAUCCUGCUGCUCAUCUUCCUCCGGAAGAGAAUCCUCAUCGCCAUUGCCCUCAUCAAAGAGGCCAGCAGGGCCGUAGGAUAUGUCAUGUGCUCCAUGUUGUACCCGCUGGUCACCUUCUUCCUCCUGUGCUUAUGCAUCGCCUACUGGGCCAGCACCGCUGUCUUCCUGUCCACCUCCAAUGAAGCCGUCUAUAAGAUCUUUGAUGACGUCACCUGCCCGCUUACUGGCAAAACCUGCAACCCCGAGACCUUCCCCUCGGCCAAUGAAUCUCGCCUGUGCCCCAAUGCCCGCUGCCAGUUCGCUUUCUACGGAGGGGAGUCGGGCUACCACCGGGCACUGCUGGGCCUGCAGAUCUUCAACGCCUUCAUGUUCUUUUGGCUGGCCAACUUCGUGCUCGCCCUGGGCCAGGUCACGCUGGCGGGGGCCUUCGCCUCCUACUACUGGGCUCUGCAAAAGCCAGACGACCUUCCCGCCUUCCCGCUCUUCUCUGCCUUCAGUCGGGCGCUCAGGUAUCACACGGGCUCCCUGGCCUUCGGCGCCCUCAUUUUAGCCAUUGUGCAGAUCAUACGAGUGAUGCUGGAGUACCUGGAUCAGCGCCUGAAAGCUGCAGAGAAUAAGUUUGCCAAGUUUCUCAUGACCUGUCUCAAAUGCUGUUUCUGGUGCCUGGAAAAGUUCAUCAAAUUCCUCAACAGAAAUGCCUACAUCAUGAUUGCCAUCUAUGGCACCAACUUCUGCACCUCGGCCAGAAAUGCCUUCUUCCUGCUCAUGAGAAACAUCAUCAGAGUGGCUGUCCUGGACAAAGUCACCGACUUCCUCUUCCUGUUGGGCAAACUUCUGAUCGUGGGUAGUGUGGGGAUCCUGGCUUUCUUCUUCUUCACGCACCGGAUUAGAAUUGUGCAGGACACGGCCCCUCCGCUCAACUAUUACUGGGUCCCUAUACUGACGGUGAUCGUCGGCUCCUACCUGAUCGCCCACGGUUUCUUCAGCGUCUACGGCAUGUGUGUGGACACGCUGUUCCUCUGCUUUUUGGAGGAUCUGGAGAGGAAUGAUGGCUCGGCCGAAAGGCCUUACUACAUGUCUUCCACCCUCAAGAAGCUCUUGAACAAGACCAACAAGAAGCUGGAGUCCUAAGGGGCCUGCCCUCUCCCACCUCUUGGGAAGCCUCAUACUCGGGGUGCCCUGGGCAAGCUGGAGUCAGCACCCCCAGCCUGUGGGACUUGUCUCAAGUCCUGUCACUGCCGCCCCCCUUUCCCUCCACCCCACACUAUCCAGUUGCCACCUGUUUCUGGGGACCUGGAAGAUUUGGGGCACCCCCUCCCUGGGCCAAGGGGCAGUCGGGGUUUUGGUUUCGUGCCUCCACCCCAAGACUGAAAAGUGAGUCCCGUCAGUCCUCCACUGACCUGGGGAGGCCGUCUCUAGGGGGGCUUUUUGGUGUCUGGGAAGUGGUCCGACCUCUGAGCGCCUUCCCAGGGUUCCUGUCCCCCUCGGAUGAUGGGACAGACACCAGGAAGGAGAGGGGACAGUGCUGGCCAGGUCCGGGGGCUCUUGGCUCCCAACUGGCCCAUUUAAUCCUGCCUGCUCCUGCCAGGGCCGAAUGAACUCCUUUUUCAUGGCUGAACAGGUGACCCAAGGGCCAUGAGAAGCGUUUCUUAAUUUUUUUAAACCCGUACAUGCAUUAAAAGGUCUCUUAGCUUUUUAUUUUUUUUCCCCCCCAAUUGUCUCAACAGCUGGGAUCCGGCCACCCAUGAGUGCCUUUCUGUGUCCCUCUCCCUGCCUGGUGUGGCCGGAGUUGGGGGAGUGUUGUGCGCCCAGGUGGGGGUGUUUCCUGGCUGAGCCGGUUGGGGGCGCUGGGGUGUGGAUGAGGGGAGUGCAGGGGCCCUGUCUGGUGUGGCCAGAGCUGGGGGAGUGGUGUGCGCCCAGGUGGGGGUGUUUCCUGGCUGAGCCGGUUGGGGGCGCUGCGGUGUGGAUGAGGGGGUGCAGGGGUUGAAAGGGCCCCACGUGGCCAGUCCAGAGGGGAGGCUGAAAGCAAUUGGAUGGAAAGCCCCUGCCGACCUCCCCGAGCCAGUAACUGACAGGCCUGUCUUUGUAAGAAAAGGAACCUGAGCCCCCCGGGGGCGGCUUCAGGGGAAGAGGUGCCGAUGCCCUGGGCGAGCGGGGUCCCCUCUGCCCCAUCACCUCCCCUCCAGGCUCUUUUUGCCAAACUUGUUGGAACUCAGGGGACCCGGUUUCGCGGUUUCCCCUUUGCCAUAUCCAAACCCCCCGACUUCCUGUCUGGGCUCGGGAACACUGCCCCAGGAUUCUGGAGACAGAAUUCCCAGCCCGGGGUGUCCUGUUUCCUCCGCUGCUGCCAACCCGGACGCCCCCUCCUCCCGUCUGCACAGCCCCGCGUGUCAGCGCAUUCCAGACCCACUAAUAAAGUGCCUAUUGUACA
Molecule: messenger RNA, 3484 nt
Organism: Tupaia belangeri chinensis (Chinese tree shrew)
Lineage: Eukaryota; Metazoa; Chordata; Mammalia; Scandentia; Tupaiidae
Gene: SLC44A2
Product: solute carrier family 44 member 2 (CTL2 blood group)
Exons: 22
Coding region: 16-2184 (722 amino acids)
Biological process (GO): transmembrane transport
Cellular component (GO): membrane
Molecular function (GO): transmembrane transporter activity
Source: RefSeq, a predicted model, not a curated record